This is a messenger RNA of Emericellopsis cladophorae, 1620 nucleotides long. Its product is annotated as Subtilisin-like proteinase-like protein. Gene Ontology annotation, biological process: proteolysis. Lineage: Eukaryota; Fungi; Ascomycota; Sordariomycetes; Hypocreales; Bionectriaceae. The record is from RefSeq and is a predicted model, not a curated record. The coding region runs from base 1 to 1620 and encodes 539 amino acids. Gene Ontology annotation, molecular function: serine-type endopeptidase activity. The transcript is spliced from 2 exons.
AUGAAGAGCAUCGCAGCCUUGUCCCUGGCGGUUGCCGUCCAGGCCGCCUCAUUCACAACCGAGACUAUCCACGGUGAUGCUGCGCCCAUCCUUAGCUCCAUCGAUGCGGAUCACAUCCCCGACUCAUACAUUGUCAAGUUCAAGGACCACGUCGACAAUUCCGCUGCCGACAACCACCACACCUGGGUUCAGGCCUUCCACGAGCAGAAGCCUGCUGAGGACCAGUACCUCGAGCUACGCAAGCGUGGCCUCACCGAUGACCUAUUCAGCAAGGCUUUCGGUGGCCUCAAGCACCAAUUCGCCAUUGGCGAGGGCUUCAAGGGAUACGCUGGUCACUUCCACCCGGAUGUGAUUGAGCAGAUUCGUAACCACCCUGAUGUCGAUUACAUCGAGCGUGAUACCAUCGUUCACACAAUGCUUCCCGUCGAUGUCCAGGAGUCGGUCACCGAGGACAAGUGCGAUGGAGAGACCGAGAAGCAGGCUCCUUGGGGUCUUGCCCGUGUUUCACACCGUGACACCCUCGGUUUUGGCACGUUCAACAAGUACCUUUACGCCGAAGAUGCCGGCGAGGGCGUUGAUGCCUACGUGAUUGACACUGGUACGAACACUGAGCACGUCGACUUUGAGGAUCGUGCUCACUGGGGUGCCACGAUUCCCUCUGGCGAUGCCGACGAAGAUGGCAACGGUCACGGUACCCACUGCUCCGGUACCAUCGCCGGUAAGAAGUACGGUGUCGCCAAGAAGGCCAAUAUCUAUGCCGUCAAGGUGCUCCGUUCCAACGGUUCCGGAAGCAUGGCCGAUGUUGUCGCCGGGGUUGACUACGCUGCGAAGGCUCACGAGAAGCAAGUCAAGGCCGCCAAGGACGGUAAGCGGAAGGGAUUCAAGGGCUCUGUAGCCAACAUGUCCCUCGGUGGUGGCAAGACCUCCGCCCUCGACGCCGCUGUCAACGCUGCCGUUCAGGCUGGUGUCCAUUUUGCCGUGGCCGCUGGCAACGACAACGCCGAUGCCUGCAAGUACUCUCCCGCCGCUGCCGAGCUCCCUCUCACAGUUGGUGCCUCCGACCUCAACGACGACCGUGCGUACUUUUCCAACUACGGAAAGUGCACUGAUAUCUUCGGCCCUGGCGUCAGCAUCCAGUCCACUUGGAUUGGAUCCCCCUACGCCAUCAACACCAUCUCUGGCACUUCCAUGGCCUCUCCUCAUCUUGCUGGUCUCCUCGCGUACUACCUCUCUCUCCAGCCUGCCGGCGACUCCGAGUACGCUGUUGCCGAGAUUACCCCCAAGGAGCUCAAGCAGAGCCUCAUCUCUGUUGCCACCGAGGGUGCUCUGAGCGGUAUGCCCGAUUCCGACACCCCCAACCUGCUCGCCUGGAACGGCGGCGGCUGCAGCAACUUUUCCAAGAUCAUGGAGGCUGGCGGCUACAAGGUUGAGCGUGCCCCUUCCACCAUGGAGAAGGUUGGAGCUGUGAUUGAGGACGACAUUGAGAUUGUCCAGGAGCAGAUUGCCGACACCUUCCACCACUUUGAGCACUUUGAGGAGAAAGCCGCCAAGCUCAGCGAGAAGGUCCGUGUUGCCGUCGACGAGGAGCUGAACAAGUUCAUCACAGAGCUCAACAUCUAG